Molecule: messenger RNA, 2809 nt
Organism: Glycine soja
Lineage: Eukaryota; Viridiplantae; Streptophyta; Magnoliopsida; Fabales; Fabaceae
Product: GEM-like protein 4
Exons: 3
Coding region: 1852-2277 (141 amino acids)
Source: RefSeq, a predicted model, not a curated record
UUAUUUAAAAAUGAUUUUUUGAAAAUUUGUUACAAUUUUCACAGAUAAUUUUAAUGUUUUCUAUGUAUUCUCAAGUAUACAAAGUUAAUGUUUUUAGCAUAUUUUUCACAAAUGAUUUGUCCAAUUUUAUCAUUCAUUAGCAUACGAUGUUAUAAAAGUCAUUAAAAAAACCAUCCGUGAAUUUCUUGAAUGAAGCUUCUGGAUGAACAUAAAGAUACAAGUGAUGGUCACAAACAACAUUCUAGUCUGUGAGAGUAAAUGGUCGAGGUUCAAAUAUCGGCUGAAUUGCAGACUAGGCUAUUGGCACAUUAUGAAAUACAAGACUGCUUUUGCAGAAGCUAAGCCAGCCAGGGACUUGUCACAGAAGAAAAGUUCGAAGGACAGAGAAAUCGAAUAAAGAGGGAAGAAAAUUGGUUCUGAAUUCAGUUUUAGAACAAGACAGCUAAUAUAAAAAGAGAUGUAACUGAGAUGGUUGAGGUGCUGGUUGGUUGAGGUCCCACAUCGACUAGAAAAAGAGGUGGAGCUUAGAGCAGCCAAUAUAAAAGGAGAGAUCAGACGCGGUAGUGAAGCAUCUUUGCGCUUGGGGCAAUGACGCAGCUAGUGAGGUUCUAACCGAGGCGCGUCUAUUGCUGGUUGAAAACUAUUUCCAAACCCCCUCUUAGGCCUGGGUUCACCCCUGGCCUUCGAGAAUUUCUGGAAGGGCUCCCUACGGGGUUAAGCCCUACAAUGUCUAGUUCAAUCUUUUUUUUUUAUUUAAAAUUUCAGUUUCUUAUGCUACUUAAAAUCCCAAGAAAUACAAGAACCUUCAACAUAAGCAUGGGGAUGAUGAGCGUAUGAUUUGGCAAUUUCUUUCUCACAAUGUCAAAAAGUCUACUCUUCAAUAUCCCUGUCAGCAACCUCACUUUAUGACAUGGAUUGUUGUUAGAUCCCAUAAAAAACACUGAUGGCUUCGUUGAUGACUGCCUGUGCUAAUCAGGGUGCUUCAUCCUUUACUUUUUCUGGUUUAAUUUCCUAAACUGCGAUUCUCGAAUAGUUUGUGUGGAAAUAUAUUACUAGACACAGGAUUUGUUUCCUUCCAUCAACUACCCUGGAAUCUUGCUCCAGAAGAUAUAUAAACCGAGCCUUAAAAAGCUAAACCUUACCGAACCAUAUUUCUUAAAGCAAGCAAAACAGUCCAUGAUGUGAAAAUAUUAUCUUGAAUAAUUGUCACGGUUGUCAUAUCAGUACAUUUUUAUCAAUCAAGGUUGAUGAUCCAAGGUUGAGUUGCCCCACUAAAGAAAGUGUCAAAGAUUCACUUCCUAGUUUCCAUCCCUUUAAAUACCUCUUUGGAAUACAAGGAACUCAUCAACCCAAGUUAGCAUAACUUCCCUAGCAAUCUAGUAGCUCCACCUGUUUCUGUUCACCCGCAUCUAGUCCCUUUGAUAAAACAAAAAUCUUUUUUGUUAAUCAUCAAACAUGCAGACCUCACUUCUUCAUAAUCUAGUUGUUGGAACUCCAAUCAUCUCAGCUACAUAUGAUAAGCUUCAAACGCCAGUUAACAGAUACUUACUGGAUCCUGCCAUUCAAUGUCACUACUCAACCACAACAUCAAAGCAAAGUAGAGUAUAUUCAGUUGCGAACAAACUUGGAAGGAAGACGGGUAGUCUUUCACAAGGAGUCCAAGAACAUGGUGAGUAUCCUUGUAAGACCGAGACAUGUUUCCAAGACAAAUAUUGAUGGUACUGAUAAGGAACUAUUAUGAACAUCAUGCCUAAUUUUCAUCUAAAGGACUGGUUUCGAGAGUAUAACUGAUUUUCUUCUCCCUUCAGUUGGGUUCAGUAUAACAGUUGAAUUGGCUUUGCUUGAGGCCUUAUGAACAUAUCUGAAACUGUUAAGAGGAAGUUAAGCUUAGGAGCUCGCAUUCUUCAAGUGGGAGGAGUCGAGAAAGUGUUUAAGCAAUUUUUUAGUGUGAGAGAAGGGGAGAGGCUGUUGAAAGUUUCCACCACAUCCGGACCUCUAGCGGGUCUCCUCUUCAUCUCUACAGACAAGGUUGCCUUUUGCAGUGAGAGAUCAAUGAAAGUUUUUACUCAGAAAGGCCACAUGUUGAGGAUCUAUUAUACGGUUGCCAUUCCAUUGAAGAAGAUCAAGUGUGUGAACCACCAGAGUAAAAAUGUUCAGAAGCCAAAACAAAAGUACAUAGGGAUAGUCACAGAGGACAAUUUUGAUUUCUGGUUUAUGGGUAUCAUGAAAUAUCAGAAAACCAUGAAAUAUCUUGAGCAGGCUGUUUCUCAUGCUUAGUUGAGUAGCAAAAUCCACUGCUUGAGCUUGAGGCUUCAUGUUGUUGGGACAAACAUAAAGAUACAAGAGAUGAUCAGAAACAAAAAUAAAAAUUGGACUUUGUCUUUGAUAAAAACAGCUUCACUGUUUCAUCCGUUGUUCUGGACACAACAUGUUGGUGUGACAGCAAAUAGAAGUGGUUAAUAUCAGUUGAAUUGCAAAACUUGGUUGCUAGCACAUUUUGGACAAAGGUUGUGAGUACAAGAGUUCAUCAUUGAUGCCUUAUUUAUUGCCGAGUGCAAGCCGCAUGUAUUCCAGUUGAUGGUUGGUUGUUAAUGCUAAUUAGUUAAGGACCAAAUGGCUUUUGCAGAAGGUAUCCAUCCAUGGACUGGCCUACGAAGGGAGGGAGAUUACGGUGGAAGAAAAGUUUAAAGGAAAGAUAAAUGGAAUAAGAGGGAAGAAAAUUGCUAGUUUCCCAACUGUACAAGUUUCAGGCUCAUUAUUUGUAAAUAUUUUCAGAACCAGGUUGCUAAAAUUGUAUUCCAGAUUGUAU